Molecule: messenger RNA, 678 nt
Organism: Drosophila busckii
Lineage: Eukaryota; Metazoa; Arthropoda; Insecta; Diptera; Drosophilidae
Product: ficolin-1-A
Exons: 2
Coding region: 1-678 (225 amino acids)
Source: RefSeq, a predicted model, not a curated record
AUGAAUAUUCAAUUCGACAACCCAGACCCUUUCCCCAUCAACUGUCUGAAGUUUAAAAACAACUCCAUACACACAAUAGGACUGCCCAAAUAUGGAACGUUUGCUGUAUCUUGCGAUUCCAAUGGCAAUGGCUGGACUGUUAUACAGCGUCGUCUACACGGCAAUGUUGAUUUCAAUACAACAUGGUUGAAUUACAUGAAUGGUUUUGGAUCGGUCGAGGGUGACUUUUUUAUUGGACUGGAAAACCUGCACCACCUGACGGCUUACGCGCCCUUUGAACUAUACAUACAUCUAGUCGAUCAUAACGAUCAAGUGUACUAUGCGAGCUAUGAUGAGUUCAGUAUAGCCAACGAAGCCGGUGAAUACGAAAUAAAGUCGCUUGGAGAAUACAGAGGAAAUGCUGGAGAUGCCCUACGCAACCAACGUGGCCUUAAGUUCUCCACAAUUGACCAUCAAAACGAUGUAGACGAUUGUUUGAAAACGCUGAAAGGCGCUUGGUGGUAUUCCAGCUGUGACGACAGCAAUCUCAAUGGCCCAAACUUAAAUUGCAACGAUAUCGGCAAAAAUAAUAAUAUCGCAUACCUGCAAACUAAUGGCUGCAUUUUUUGGAAGAAUGGAGACACGUACCUUGUACUUAAGCAAGUGCAGAUAAUGAUAAAACCCAAAAAAAUAAAAUAA